Messenger RNA from Chelmon rostratus (copperband butterflyfish), 1631 nucleotides. It is a transcript of the gene kxd1, whose product is annotated as KxDL motif containing 1. Gene Ontology annotation, cellular component: BORC complex. Gene Ontology annotation, biological process: lysosome localization. The transcript is spliced from 5 exons. The record is from RefSeq and is a predicted model, not a curated record. NCBI's taxonomy places the organism in Eukaryota, Metazoa, Chordata, Actinopteri, Chaetodontiformes, Chaetodontidae. The coding region runs from base 165 to 719 and encodes 184 amino acids.
GGGAAGUUAAAAAACACACGGAAGUGCUUUGUUGUUGUUCUACAGCCAGCUGUCAGGUGUACCUUUAGGCUGCAGAUGUCGUUUUAAAGCUGUUAUUGAAGCAGCCAGAGGUCGGAGCAGACAGCCACCGUGGGACCUGAGCUUUUUUCGACUUGAUCCUCAUCAUGGUGGAGCCUACAGCAUCUGGCGUGUUCUGCAACAGGAUGCUGAGCAUGGUCAACUCUGAGGAUGUUAACGCCAUCAUUCAGGCUCAGAGACACAUGCUUGACCGGUUUGAGAAGACUAAUGAAAUGCUGAUCAACUUCAACGGGCUGUCUAACGUUCGACUACAGCAGAUGAACGAGCGCUUCCUGCUCCACACCCGCAGCCUCGUGGAGAUGAAGAAAGAUCUGGACAGCAUCUUCAGAAGGAUCAGGACGCUAAAAGGGAAGAUUGCUAAACAGUACCCAGAAGCUUUCAGCAAUGUCCAUGAGUCACCCAUCCUGGAGGAGGACGACGAGGAGUUUGACCCAGUUCCCCCCAGUGUUGCCACCACAACUACAACAGCCACCUCGGAGCAGAGCACAGAGUCCUGUGACACAAGUCCUGAUGUGAUCUCACCUACUGUGAGCAGAUGCUCUGAAGAUCUCUCUCAGGAGCCGCCAGACACGCCCACCUCUGAUGUGUUACAGACAGCCGUCCUACGGGACGAGGGUCCUGAUUCUGUGCCUGCAGAAUAGAGCGAGCAGUUUGUGAAUGGAUUUUGAACCUUAAAACUGUUUUAGCAGGAGGGCAUGUUGUUUAUUUGAGUUUGUGUUGGCCUCUACAAUGUUUGCAGACUUUUCCAGUCAUUAAUGUUGGAAAGAACAUCACAGCUAUGAACUGUCCAUGAGGAUGCUGGGUUUUUGUUGGCAUGCUUAUUUGUCCUGUGCCUGCACAGCACUAAAAUACUGCAGAUAAUACUUGAAGUUGUAUAGUAUCUCACUAUAGAUGUACAGUGAACUCGAGCAAAUGCCCUCACGCAUUAUGUGAUUAUGAGCAUAUUUAAUUUUUUUUCACACUUGACUGAAGGAAGAAAUCGCCCAUGAUGUCUCUCAUUUAUGCUACUUGAAAGACAAAAGUUAGUGUUCUCAACCUGAAUAAUACUAGCGAGGGUUUGCGAGUAGUUACUACUGUUGUUGUCAUACUAUUACAAUAUUGUAAUAUUGUAGCAUUGUUAUUGUAUGGGUGUUUGUUAAUACAUUCGAGAAUGUUUUCAGCUGCAUUUAGUCUGAUGCUUUACUGAUCCCUGCCAAGAAAUUUUCUCUUUGUUUGCCUCCUCCAUUGCAGGGAAGGCUCACUGUUAGUGAUCAGUGUCCCUGGAGCUGUUAGGGUUUCUGCAAACUGUUCAAGGACACUUUAGCAGUGCAGAGGCCAUUUUGCUACAAGGGCUGGAAACCAGGUUCUGCGUGUGGAGGAUCCAAUCACACCUUACUGCGAAUUAAAGAUGCAGCUUUGGUGUAAAGAGGAAUUUCCAGCCUAAAGUUGAGUUAAUUUGUUAUUUCUAUUAUAUUUCUACAUCUCAUUUUCCCUUGUGGAAUUGAAGAAUGAUCCCCAGCAUAGGGAUGAAAUGUUGAAGCUGCUUCACAGACAUCGACUAAUUAUCGUAAUGA